Mizuhopecten yessoensis (Yesso scallop) is the source of this 2019-nucleotide messenger RNA. RefSeq names its product toll-like receptor 4. Gene Ontology annotation, biological process: inflammatory response; toll-like receptor signaling pathway; immune response. Gene Ontology annotation, cellular component: membrane. Gene Ontology annotation, molecular function: protein binding; transmembrane signaling receptor activity. The record is from RefSeq and is a predicted model, not a curated record. Lineage: Eukaryota; Metazoa; Mollusca; Bivalvia; Pectinida; Pectinidae. The transcript has a single exon. Bases 50 to 1927 code for a protein of 625 amino acids.
UUUCGAAAAUGUAUCCUCUAUUCAGCAUCUCAAUUUGUCUUACUGUAAAAUGCGUAGCAUUGAAAGUGGAACUUUCCGUGUGCUUGCUAAUCUGUACGCUCUGAACAUUUCCCACAAUGACCGGCUAACCUUCAGCGUUAUGUCCAAUUUGACUGAUGACCUACAAAUUGUACCAAUCCGCACAUUAGAUAUCAGCAAGCUCCACUGUGACUAUGGACCUGGAAUCGCUAUAUAUGUGCAAGAUAUAGACAAAUUAAGCAAUCAUACUUAUUUGACAAAUAUGUACAUAGACAGUAAUAGAUUAUCGUUACUCGAGUUCGGCGUGAUUCCAAGAUUACCGAAAAGUUUAAGGCUUCUCUCGGUAAAAGAAAAUAGGAUAACGUAUGGGAACUAUAUUUUUGAAUUAGCCAGCGCUAUCAAUUUAGAGUUUUUCGACGGAAGUAACCAGUACUCCUCCCAUGACCCUAUCACCGGUUCGAAGGACUGCAACGACUGGCGGGCACCACCAUCCUCAAGUGACGAUGACUCCUCUACUGAUCAGAACGCUGUUUUCGACAUUGUUAAGCUAUCGGCAGCUACUAUUAAUCUUCCUCCUAACCUGAAAGAGGUCUUAUUUCAUGAUAGUGUUUUAGAUUAUGUAAUAACAGGACGUAUUCCUUUCGGUCCGAACAACUUGACACGAUUUGACCUCCAUAACAACUUAUUACAUUCCUGGAGGGGCACAGUUGCAAAUUUACAUCACAUGAAAUAUGUUGAUGGAUCAAACAAUUACUGUACGUUUAUAUCAGAUGAAUUCUUUAACGAAUGUCCGAACCUGGAAUCCCUCAUUAUACAUGAUAAUCUGCUGGGGAAUGUUUUAUAUAACGAUACGAAUGGAAAGAUUUUCAGACAUCUCACACAUUUAAAAGUGUUGGAUUUAUCUUGGAAUCGUAUACAGGCUGUUCCGAACCUUUUGCUAAAGAAUCAAAACGAACUCCAAAUACUUAACAUUAGUAACAAUGAACUUCACACAUUCGACUUGGAGCUCAAACACAUGACAAAUUUGCAACACUUAAACAUCUCUCACAAUCAACUAUAUAAACUAAGCAAGUAUGAUCGCGUUCAGAUAGAUAGCCUUAAGCGGUCAAAUCUGACAGUGAACUUGUAUGGAAAUCAACUUCAGUGUUCGUGUGAAACUCUUGAUUUUUUAAAGUGGCUAGACGACAAUAAGGCAAUGUUCAACAACUUCCGGAACUACGAUUGUCGAUUCCCAAAUGACUCAAGUACGACAUUUUGGAAUUUCGAAAAUGUUUUGAUUGAGUUAAAAAAGAACUGUUAUGAUUACACCGGAUUGAUAGCAGGGAUAACGUCUGCUAUCGUUCUUGCCAUCUCAUUAACCGUCUCAGGAAUUGUGUACCGCUAUCGAUGGAAGUUAAGAUAUUUGUAUUACAUGGCAAAAACAAGAUACAAGGGAUACACAAGUUUGAAAACCAACAAUGACGAACGUGAUGCUUACCCAUAUGAUGCCUUCAUAUCGUACAGCGAACAGGACGGGAGGUUUAUCAGGGGUGACCUAUUAGAGAACAUGGAGGGACGAAGUGGUUUAAAACUCUGUCUACAUCAACGUGAUUUCAUUCCGGGACAAGACAUAGCAGAGAAUAUUACUAAAGCCAUACAUCAGAGCUGGAAAACAGUGGUGAUUGUAUCUAACAACUAUCUUAAGUCAUACUGGUGUAUGUACGAAUUCAACAUGGCUCGUAUGGAGAGUAUCUACUCAAGGGGAGGCAAGUCUGUUUUACUGUUGGUAUUCUAUGAAGAUAUAGCAGCGAAAAAUCUUCCGUUGACACUGAUGGAUCUGAUAGAAAGCAAAUGUUACAUUGAGUAUCCGCACGACGAGCAAGGUGACGUUGUCUUCUGGGAUAAGUUGGCUGAGACUGUUUCAAUGUAGGCAAUUGAUAUAUCACGUGUACUUGACUUUUCUUUGUAUUUUUUUCUGAAAUAAAUUUGCUGAGACUCCCACAUAACUGGACUGCAGCGCGU